Vombatus ursinus (common wombat) is the source of this 3977-nucleotide messenger RNA. RefSeq names its product ral guanine nucleotide dissociation stimulator like 2 (gene RGL2). The record is from RefSeq and is a predicted model, not a curated record. Bases 524 to 2641 code for a protein of 705 amino acids. The transcript has 17 exons. Gene Ontology annotation, biological process: Ras protein signal transduction; positive regulation of GTPase activity. Gene Ontology annotation, molecular function: guanyl-nucleotide exchange factor activity. Lineage: Eukaryota; Metazoa; Chordata; Mammalia; Diprotodontia; Vombatidae. Gene Ontology annotation, cellular component: plasma membrane.
UUGCUUUAUGUAGAUCUGUUCUUUCUCUCUCCUGUGUCUGCCUCUGGUUCUCUGUGGCUCCAUCUCUAGGCUCUAGGUUCCUGUCUGUCUGUCUGUCUGGCAGCCAGCGUGUCGGUCUGCUUGCCCACCACCUGCUUACCUGUCCCUCUGUCACUUUCUCUCCUGCUCCCUCUUCCUCCUGCUCCUGCUUCUGCUCCCCAUCUCUGUCUCUUUGCCCAGCUGGUGUGGUAUCUGUCUCCCUUGUUGUUGUUUUGGGAGGAGGGGUUUGUUUCCACAGUAACCUGGUCUUCUUGCUCUGGGAUUGGGGAGGAAGCCCUCAGAUUCGUGACCCCUCCCCUAAGCCAUGGGGGAAAGCCUCGGGGAAAGGCCGGGGAACUUCCUCUACUGGGAGGGGCAGAGCUGAGGCCUGGUGCUGGAGGUGGAGGUGGAGGUGGCCCCGGUGUCUGUCUGGGAUGAAGAUGAGGAUGAUGCUACCUUCACUGUCACAAGUCGUCAAUAUCGGCCUCUUGAUCCCUUGGCUCCCAUGCCUCCUCCUCGUUCUUCCCGUCGACUUCGGGCUGGGACUCUAUCUGCUCUGGUCAGACAUCUGCUGGAUGCCCAGACAUCGGGGUCUGACGUGACCUUCAUGCCAACCUUUUUGGCCACUCACAGGGCAUUUACAUCCACACCAACUGUACUGGGAUUGUUAGUUGACAGACUGGAGGCCCUAGAGUCCGGUCCCAGUGCUGAUCUGGAGAAGACAAGAGGGCUGAUCCCCUCCCCUCCUAGGUUAGCCAUCUCUGUUCUAUCAACCUGGCUGACCUCUCACCCUGAGGAUUUUGGCUCUGAGGUCAGGGGUCAGCUUGACCGGCUUGAGAGCUUCCUGCUACGGACACGGGAUGCAGCAGGGGAGGUUGUUGGGGGGGACGUCGUUGAUUUCAUCCGAGACAUCCGAUCCCGGGUGGCCCUCCCAGUCCCUGACCCUCCUAAGCCCCUGGCCCCCCCUGGCGAUCCCCCUGCUGACCCCACGGAUGUCCUGGUGUUCCUCGCUGACCACUUGGCCGAGCAGCUGACCCUGCUGGAUGCGGAGCUGUUCCUCUCCUUGGUCCCUUCUCAGUGCCUAGGGGCCUUAUGGGGCCACAGGGACCGACCUGGUCACUCCCACCUCUGCCCUUCUGUCAGAGCAACAGUUACUCAGUUCAACAAGGUGGCUGGAGCUGUGGUCAGCUCUGUCUUGGGGGCCACAGCAUCUGGAGAGGGACUUGAGGAGGUGAACAUUCGGCCCCUCCGACCCCCCCAGAGGGCACGGCUCCUGGAGAAAUGGAUCCGGGUGGCAGAGGAGUGCCGUCUUCUCCGGAAUUUCUCAUCUGUUUAUGCUGUUGUGUCUGCCCUUCAGUCCAGUCCUGUCCACAGGCUCCGGUUGGCCUGGGGAGAGAUAACCAGGGACAGCCUCCGCCUCUUCUCCAGCCUCUGUCAGAUUUUCUCAGAGGAAGAUAAUUAUUCCCAAAGCCGGGAGCUAUUACUUCAGGAGGUGAAGGGGCCUCCCCCAUUGGAGCCAAAUACAAAGAAGCCUGUGAGAAAUGUGCCGCCUCAGGGUGGGGGUGUGGUGCCAUACCUUGGCACCUUCUUGAAAGAUCUUGUGAUGCUGGAUGCAGCCUCCAGGGAUGAACUGGAGAAUGGUUACAUCAACUUUGACAAGAGGAGGAAGGAAUUCUCUGUCCUGUCUGAGCUUAGACGUCUUCAGGAUGAAUGUCGAGGUUAUGACCUUCACCCUGACCCUGAUGUCCAGCAGUGGCUUCAGGGGCUCCAGCCCCUGACAGAGGCUCAGAGCCACCGUGUGUCUUGUGAAGUGGAGCCACCCGGAGUCAGUGAUCCCCCUGCUCCCCGGACGCUUCGGCCGACACUGGUCAUCUCUCACUGGACAGAUGUGCUGGGAUCCGUCGGUGGUCCCACUCCCCUUGUCUCCUGGGAUCAGCCUGCUCUGAGGGAGGAUGGCACAGCUGCCUGUCCUGCCCCCUUGCUUAGUCGACUGGCCCAGCACAUGAAAUGGCCAUCUGUUUCCUCUCUGGACUCUGCCUUGGAUGGGGCUCCUUCCUCCCACACUCCUGCCGAUCCUGGUUUCCUCUCCCCCACAGCGCACUCUCCCAGGCCCCCCCGAGGACACCGCCGCUCUGCUUCCUGUGGCUCUCCUCUUAGCAGCGGAGCAGGGGAAGGCACUUCCUUUGGGACAGGGUCUGGGAAUGGGCGGGGAAGUGGACCAGCGGCCUCUGAUUGUCGCAUCAUCCGUGUGCAGAUGGAGCUCGGGGAGGAUGGCAGUGUCUACAAGAGCAUACUGGUGACAAGCCAGGACAAGGCUCCAAGUAUUAUCAGUUGUGUCCUGAAAAAAAAUAACCGGGAUCCAGGAAUAGCUGCAGAGUACGAGUUGGUGCAACUGCUGCCAGGCAAUAGAGAGCUGACCAUUCCACCAUCAGCUAACGUCUUCUACGCCAUGGAUGGUGCCUCUUGUGAUUUCCUGUUGAGGCACCGGCAGCGACCCUCUUCAGUGACUCCAGGUAUCUCCAGUGGACCUACUACUGCUGCAAAUCCUCCCAGUGAGGGAGGAGGAGGCUCCUUCCCCAGGAUCAAGGCCACAGGACGAAAAAUUGCUCGGGCACUGUUCUGAGGAAAUCAUGUGUUUUUUAUAGAAGCCAUGGUGACUAUGUUGUUGGAUAUUAGCCAUCUUGAAUGGUGUGGCCAUGUUGGAUUGGGACAAUCAUCUUGUAUGGUAGCUAGUUAUGGUUGGUCAGAAAGGAGCAGUCCUGGGUGUUUAGGGUGCAGCUAUGUUGGACAGCCACUUUGGAGUCCUGUGGUUAUUUUGGCGGGAGACAGGGAUAGGUUACAUUUCUCAUGACUCCUACCUUCUGAGUCUUGUUAUUUGUGCCAUACUGUCACCCCAGACUCUUUUCUAUUUGUCAUACCCAGAAUACAAAGGGCCAGGGAAAGGCUUGAAAAGGGCAUGGCCUAGAGGCUCUGAGUACCAGGAAUGAGUGGAUGGAGGGGAGAGAAAGAAGGUCUUACAGGGGCCCCCUUUCUUUCUAUGACCCCACCCCACCACUCCCCAGCCAGGGACUCCUGUGCUGUGACAACACUAAAACAAUAAACACACUACAUGAUCCCAACUCAUUCUGGCUUCCACAAUCUGUGUACCUCAGAUGCUCACAUGUUCAUGCCAGCUGCCUUGUAAAGGGUUUCAAGUAAGAGGGUUUAGGAGUAAUGUUCUAAUAUCCCCAACACCUCACGUUCAGCCCACCAGCUCCACAAAUGCCAUCAUUUAAAAAGCUCUCCUAUAGUCAAUGUCUCAUCCCCCAGCUCAGGCACCAAGUGUGUUGUCCUUACCUAUAGUCAUCCAAUCUUGGGUCUCUAUCACCCAAAACUCAUACUGUCUGAGCAUCAAAUAGCUCUCCUAGCUGCAAAUAUGAAAAAGGGAGUUUUAAGGACAAGCUAGAGUAUACAACUAAUGGAACUUGUAAUUCUAAAAAGUAAUAUAAACUAAAAAAGUUUCAAGGAGUUAAAUUCAAAUUUCUGGAUCACAGAGCAUAGCAAUUUAUUGAGGAACUAAGGAUGUUUGGACAUAAUAGUACACACACCUGUAGACUUCUCUUAACGUGGUCUUACGUACAUACACUACCUUUUAGUUCAAGGGUAGGUAGGAGAAAGUACUAGAGUUAGAAUCAGAGGACCUGUGAAAAUUCAUUUAACCCCUCCAGGACAGUAAAAAUGGAUUAGAUAAGUACCAAUUCUCAUGGCAUCUUAGGUCUGUCCCAAAAUUUUAUUCUUACAAAAAUUUUGUGUGGUAAGGAUAGUUAUGUCACUAACCUUUUGGGAUUAAUAACAUGGAAUACAAUUAUAGCCUCAUCACAUAAUGACUGUCAUAUAACAUAAGCCAUUUCUUGUGUUUGUGGUAAAAAAAUUUAUCUGCCUCUCAUCCUCAGGUUAUGACAUAAAUGUCUUUUUCCCUC